AUGGUGGAGGUGUCACUUCCUGGACACUACCUGGUGCGCUGUGAAUUGCCAAUCGACACCUGGCAGCUGCUGUGGGAGUUCCGCACUUCCAUUCAGACAAUGCUCUACCGCAACCUUAACAAUCCCCGCUCUGUCAGCAGCCGCUCUGCUCAAGACGGAGAGCUCAUCUCUUUGCUCGUAGAUUUGCUCAACAACACAGACUCCGACCCUUUUGCUCAGAACCAAAACAGUGACAGCGAGCUGGAUUAA
Molecule: messenger RNA, 249 nt
Organism: Xyrichtys novacula (pearly razorfish)
Lineage: Eukaryota; Metazoa; Chordata; Actinopteri; Labriformes; Labridae
Source: the annotation of a GenBank genome assembly